Molecule: messenger RNA, 1509 nt
Organism: Cordyceps militaris CM01
Lineage: Eukaryota; Fungi; Ascomycota; Sordariomycetes; Hypocreales; Cordycipitaceae
Product: nicotinic acid plasma membrane transporter (predicted)
Exons: 4
Coding region: 1-1509 (502 amino acids)
Biological process (GO): transmembrane transport
Cellular component (GO): membrane
Molecular function (GO): transmembrane transporter activity
Source: RefSeq, a predicted model, not a curated record
AUGCAGUCGGAGAAACAAAGCAAGACCGACCAGGUCAUUAAACCUCAGACAGCAGAAGGCAUUUCCCUUGAGGCUAUCGAGCAGUGUAACAUGAUCGAUCCCAAGAUACACAAGAAGGCGAUGCUCAAGCUCGAUACUGUCGUCUUGGGAUGCUUCGGUAUCAUGUACCUGUUGGCCAACCUCGACCGCAACAACCUCGGAAACACAAACAUCAUGGGCCUCCCUAAGGACCUGAACCUCAAGGGCAACGAGUUCGGCAAUGCUGUCACCCUCUUUUUCGCCACCUACGUUGCUUUCGAGGCCCCGUGCUCCAUCGCCCUCAAAGUUGUCGGACCCAAGAAUCUCCUCUCAUUUUGCAUGCUCGGCUGGGGCGUCGUUUGCCUCGGAAUGGGAUUUAUAAAGAAUGCAAACCAGUUGUAUGCUUGCCGACUCCUCAUUGGUUUUUUCGAGGCUGGUCUGAUCCCGUGCAUUAACGCUUACAUUGGCAUGGUGUACUUGCGGUCAGAGAUGUCCCUUCGGUCAGCCAUAAUGUACGGCUUCAGUGCCUUUGCCGGCGCCGUGGGCGGUCUGCUUGCUUCUGCUGUUUCCAACAUUCACGCUGGUGGUCUGCCUUCGUGGUCCUGGCUGUUUAUUAUUGAGGGACUCUUGACCAUUGUCCUGGUUCCCGUCAUAUACGCUGUCUUCCCCAAGGAUCCUCGGACGGCAUGGUUCCUGAACGAAGAGGAACGUCGUGUCAUCAGCCUUCGAUUCGAGCUCAACCCUCACCUGUCGAUGAACGAAGCGUUUUCAUGGCCCAAGAUCCUCAGCGCCUUCAAGGACCCGAAAAUGUACCUGCACUCGAUUCUCGAAUUCUCCGUCUCGCUCUCGCUGUUUAGCUUCAUGACGUUCCUGCCGGCCAUCAUCCGCGGUCUCGGAUACACCAGCGUCCACGCACAGCUUCUCACCGUCCCUGUUUAUCUGUGGGCCACGGUAUCCUACGUUAUUAUCGCCCUCUUGUCGGAUCGUGUUGGUCUGCGAGCUCCUUUCAUUCUUGGUGCCUGUCUCUUCCUCAUCAUCGGGUAUUCCAUCAAUCUAGGUACUGAGGCUCUUGGCGCCCGUUAUGCCGCCGUCUUCAUCAUCGGCUGCGGUGUCUAUGCUACUGCCGGUCUUUCCAUUGUGUGGCUCAAUAGCAACUUUGCCGGCCACUACAAACGUGCAACCGCCCUCGGCGUCACCUUCAGUGUCGGAAACUCAUCCGGUAUCGUCGUCGGCCAAAUUUUCACUGCUCAGACAGCGCCUCGCUACGUAAGAGGCACUGGCAUUACCAUGGGUUUUGCAGGCUUUGCCAUGCUGCUCGUCUGCGUCAAUGCCUUGGCGCUGCACUACGUGAACAAGCAGCGUGUCGAGCGUCUUGCCGCACGUGAGCCAUCUACAGGUAGAGAACAGGGAGAGAAGGAUGAGUCAAGAAUGUGGGACCUGACGAGAAUGAACUUGAUCAACUGGCGGGCCAACUCUCAGAGUUUAAUAUGA